AUGAAAGAGUCUUUCAGUAAUGGUAGCGAGGUUCUUUUGAACUUUGAAGCUUUCGGUUCCAAUUUCGCCUUCCAAAGUCCCUCCGGUUUUCCCUUUUUUUUCAAGCACCAUAGCCCUCCUGCGAUUCACCAGCUCGCCGCGCAGAUACUGAGCCACCGUGCCAGUUUUGUGAGCCCCGUCAAAGUCUCCGGCUAUUUCUCAUCGAUUAGCCGAGGAAGAAGAGUACCGGAAGGCACGCGCCGCCGUGAAUCGAAAAGGCGUCGAAUUGGAGAGUUACGCCAUCGCAGGGGUUUCCGUCGGUGGCCACGAGACCUGCGUCAUCGUCUCGGAGCUCAAAUUGCGUCUUUGAUAUCGGAUGGUGCCCUUCACGCGCUAUCCAGCAGAAGUUCCUUUUCAUCACUCACGCUCAUCUUUGAUCACAUCGGUUAUCUUAUCUACUCGGUGAGGAACAAGUUGAAGAAGCAGUAUGGUCACCUCAAAGGGAAACAGAUUGAGAAGAUUAAGAAGUCUGGCGUUGAGAUUACAGACAUGAUAUUGUCCCCUGAGAUAGCUUUCACUGGAGAUACAACUGCAGAGUAUAUGCUCGACCCUCGUAACGCUGAUGCGUUGAGAGCAAAAGUUCUUAUAACCGAGGUGAGUUUCUGA
Molecule: messenger RNA, 645 nt
Organism: Microthlaspi erraticum
Lineage: Eukaryota; Viridiplantae; Streptophyta; Magnoliopsida; Brassicales; Brassicaceae
Source: the annotation of a GenBank genome assembly